AGAGUUUUAAAGGGUUUUCCCUUUAUCAAAUUUCGAAUCUUUGAUUGAAAUGGGUGUCGAGCAUUUCUCCAACAAUCUAUUCUCAACCCACAAAUUUGAUUUUCUUGUUGUGAAUGAUUUCAUCUUCUCCGUCUCAAUUUUAUGUAAAAUCAAGCAGCCUUGAGGAAUGCAUAAAGAGGGGUUUUAUGAGGCUGAGAAGCUUUCUGGGUGUUAACUAAAAGUCCUGUUGUUGCUGUGUGGUUCUCUUUUCAGGUUGGUCUAGCCGGAAUAGAACAACGUCCUUCCACUGUGAUACUGGUAUCUAUCCCUCUUUCUGAGACACACGCUGUACUCUGGACAUUUAUGGAUAUAUCUUGAUGGGUUUUUUCUGGUGGUGAUGUUCUUGUUAUUUUGGGGCUCAAAAUUGGUUCUUUAUGAGUGAUCUUUUUGUUGUGUGGGAAUUGUGUUUCUAUUUCUUGAUGGGAAGUCGGUCUCUUUAUUUGUGACAAAAUGGUAAUGGUAGAGGUGAGAGACUCUGUAAGAAGCCCUAGAAUUCCUCGAUUUCUUGGAUGCGUUUUUUGUGGGCUUCAUGCAACCCUUGUGGAUAACAAUGGAGGGUUCAUCUGAGUCUGCUUGGCAGCAAUCUGAUAGUUCUAGGGGAUUCAAUACGUCUGGUGUCUCAGACAGGGAUCCAAGGCAGCCUCAUGUUGAAAGAAUUGACAUUUCAGGCGAUGCAUCGUUUGAUUUUGGGUCUGGAAAGGAGGAUGAAGGGGAUUUGCUGGCUCAGAAUGAUCAACUUAGAAGUCAGGUUGGUAUCUCUGGGGUUUGUGAGGAUGAGGCAGCAGUAAACCCUUUUGUCCGCUCUAUAGAAUGGGGUGAUGUUAGCUUGAGGCAGUGGUUGGAUAGACCAGAAAGACCUAUUGAUGUGUUUGAGUGUUUGCAUAUAUUCCGGCAAAUAGUGGAAAUUGUAAAUGUAGCUCAUGCACAAGGAAUUGUAGUUAAUAAUGUCCGGCCAUCAUGUUUUAUUAUGUCCUCAUUUAACCACGUUUCCUUCAUUGAGUCUGCAUCUUGUUCAGAUUCUGGAUCUGAUUCUGUUGAGGAUAGUUUAAACGGUCGAACCAUGGGGGUUAAUGAUUUAUCCUCUUGUUUUCCCCAUGACAUGUCUCAAAGAAGUAGGUUAAUGGAUGAAGAUCUCCAAACUCCAACAAAUGCUUUAUCAGAAGCCAGUUGCAUGCAGUCAAGUUCAGUUUGUGCGAGAAAUGCACUGUUAGAAGAGAGUAAAGAAAAUAAAAUUUUAGAUAGGAGGAAUUUUGAACAAGUAGAAGAGAAGAUGCAACCAUUUCCAAUGAAGCAGAUAUUGCUCAUGGAGACCAGUUGGUACACCAGUCCUGAAGAGGUUGCUGGUUCUCUACGCACAUGUGCUUCUGACAUUUAUAGGUUGGGGGUUCUCUUAUUUGAGUUAUUCUGCCCAUUUAUCUCCAGAGAAGAAAAGACCAGAACAAUGUCUAGUCUGAGACAUCGAGUUCUUCCUCCUCAGUUGCUUCUGAAGUGGCCAAAGGAAGCUUCAUUUUGUUUAUGGUUAUUGCAUCCUGAGCCAAGUAGUCGACCAUGCAUGGGUGAGUUGUUACAAAGUGAGUUUCUUAAUGAACCCAGAGAUAAUCUGGAAGAACGUCAGGCAGCAAUUGAACUUAGGGAGAGAAUUGAGGAGCAGGAAUUGUUGCUUGAAUUCCUUGUGCUGAUACAACAAAAAAAACUGGAAGCUGCCAAUAGAUUGCAAGAUACCAUUUCUUUUCUAUGUUCUGAUAUUGAAGAAAUUAAGAAGCAACAAGCAAUUUUAAAGAAAAAGGGAAGCUCGCAAUCAGAAGUUGGGAAGGAUGACUACUCUUCAUCAAAUCUUCCCUCAAUAAACAUUGUUGAUAAUGAUGAUCCUUCUAGGUUGGUGUCUAGAAAAAGAUUCAGACCAGGACUUAAUAUUCACAACGUAGAAGAAAGUGGUGAUAAUCUAGACAGUGAUAAAAAAUCAGAAGCACUCGCCGGAAAUCAAGAAAAUAUUCUCCUGAGAAGUUCUCGGUUGAUGAAGAACUUUAAGAAACUAGAGUCAGCUUACUUUUUGACAAGAUGUAGGCCGGUCAAACCGUUAGGGAAACCAUUGGUUAGACAUUCACCAAUAAAUAGUGAUGGCCGAGGAUCUAUUGUUCUGACUGAAAGAAGUUCUGUCAAUAAUUUACCCUCAAAAGAGCAGCAUAUUGAGGGCACAGACAGUGGAUGGAUAAAUCCCUUCCUUGAGGGUUUGUGCAAAUAUCUAUCUUUCAGUAAGUUAAAAGUUAAGGCAGAUUUGAACCAAGGAGAUUUGUUAAAUUCUUCCAACCUUGUCUGUUCCCUUGGUUUUGAUCGUGAUGGAGAAUUUUUUGCCACAGCCGGUGUAAAUAAGAAGAUCAAAGUAUUUGAAUGUGAUGCAAUCAUAAAUGAUAAUCGUGAUAUUCACUAUCCUGUGGUUGAAAUGUCAAGUCGAUCAAAGUUGAGCAGCAUAUGUUGGAAUAGUUAUAUUAAAAGCCAAAUUGCUUCAAGUAACUUUGAAGGUGUGGUGCAGGUGUGGGAUGUUACAAGAUGUCAAGUACUCACAGAAAUGAAAGAGCAUGAGCAGCGUGUAUGGUCCAUUGACUUCUCCUCAGCAGAUCCAACAAUGUUGGCUAGUGGGAGCGAUGAUUUCUCUGUCAAGCUAUGGAGUAUCAAUCAGGGAGUAAGUAUUGGUACCAUCAAAACAAGGGCCAAUGUUUGUUGCGUCCAGUUUCCAUUGGAUUCUGGUCGUUCGCUUGCAUUUGGUUCGGCAGAUCAUAAAAUUUAUUACUAUGAUCUUCGAAACUUUAGAACUCCUCUGUGCACAUUAGUUGGACACAGUAAAACUGUUAGUUAUGUCAAGUUUGUUGAUGCAACAACGAUUGUUUCUGCAUCAACUGAUAAUACACUGAAGCUCUGGGAUCUGUCAAUGGGCACAUCUCGGGUGAUUGAUGCUCCCCUUCAUUCAUUUACAGGCCACAUGAAUGUAAAGAACUUUGUAGGCUUGUCGGUGUCUGAUGGUUACAUUGCCACUGGAUCAGAAACUAAUGAGGUUUUCAUCUACCAUAAAGCUUUCCCAAUGCCAGCAUUGUCAUUCAAGUUCAACAGCACAGACAUGUUUUCUAGUCACGAAAUAGAUGAUUCUUUGCAGUUCAUCUCUUCUGUUUGUUGGCGUGGCCAGUCUUCUUCUACCUUAGUCGCUGCAAAUUCUACUGGAAAUAUCAAAAUUUUGGAGAUGGUUUAAUUUGGAGUCCUCUGCUCUCGAAACCCUUCAAGAGGAUGCAGAAGAAUUGUACAACAACAAGAAUCAUAUUGAAAGAGCUCAAGGGUAUAGCACCCCAAAAACAAUUUUUGGCAGUAGAUGAUAAUUGAUAGCGGAUGCAUUUAAAAUAUUAGAGACUUAAUCAAAUCUCUGUAGAUAAAAUUCAAGGAGGAAAACAAAAGGAUAAGAAAAUCACCUUCUCCUGUAUAUUUUGUAAUGCCAUAUAGUUUCAUAGCCAUUUUUUGAGUGAUUACAAUUAUUUUCAGAUGCCUCAUCUCUGUUGUUGCUCAAUACUCUGCUGGACCAUGUUGGAGCUCCUCUUCACACAAAAAACCAAUUUCAGAACAGUAGUUCUUACAAUAAUAAGAGCACGAAUCUCUAUACUUCUGUUGGUUGGAUGGGUUUUUCAUGGUCAAAAGAAUGGAUAGAGCACCAUUUGUUCUGUUAAUACCUCUUACAUUUGUCAUUGUGAUUAUUAGGUAAAAUCUGGAAUGCUCAUAUGGCAUCCAAACUUAAUGCAGUGAUCUCUCCUGAUGAAGGGUGUUAACAUGUCGGCUGUGAACUCUUGUUUCACCUGAUCUUGAUAGCUGGACGGUCUGUAUCUCUUCUUAAAAGGUGAAAUGAAUGGCAGACGCAAGAGGACGUUGCUGGUAAACCCAGGUUGCUAAGCAAGAACACAAUCCUCCAGAAGGAUUGGAUUAAGAACUUAAAAUGGUAAGGUAUAAAGAAAACGAGAAACAUCAAGAGAGCCCUUCAAUGCUAUGGAAGUAUGGAACAAUACAUCUGAUCCAAUUAUCAGAAGAGGGGCCAACGCAUCCUCAAAGUACUGUU
Messenger RNA from Rubroshorea leprosula, 4129 nucleotides. The record is from the annotation of a GenBank genome assembly. NCBI's taxonomy places the organism in Eukaryota, Viridiplantae, Streptophyta, Magnoliopsida, Malvales, Dipterocarpaceae.